Molecule: messenger RNA, 585 nt
Organism: Rhincodon typus (whale shark)
Lineage: Eukaryota; Metazoa; Chordata; Chondrichthyes; Orectolobiformes; Rhincodontidae
Product: protein FAM171A2-like
Exons: 3
Coding region: 1-585 (194 amino acids)
Source: RefSeq, a predicted model, not a curated record
AUGACCUCUCGACACUCGGGGGUUAAUUUGCAUGUCGGUCGGUCCUCAGAAAAUGAGAUGGGCCCCAGUGUUGGAGAGUUGGGACAGUCUCCUGGCUAUGGCAGCGGCUGGAGUAGCAGCAGCGAUGAGGUGGCUUUGGCUGAGGUGACAUUCUGGGUCCAGUCAGCGGCAGCAGCAGGGGUACUUCAGCAUGCUUCUUCCGUGGUGUUGUGGCCUCAUGGGCAGCUUUGGUGGCUGUGGAGUGCCAAGAAUCAGCCAUGGGUCCAGUUCCAGAGAAAGAAUGUUGGGCUUCCAGCAAACACAUCCUACAAUGAUUUGUCCGCUUUCCUAACAACAGCCAACACCGAAAUGGAAGUGGAAGGAUUCCCCUAUCUCCUGGGCUAUGAAGCUAACGCAACAGUUAACCAUUCCAGGCUUGAAUUGAUCCCUGUGGCUGCAAUCAGCAUUCACUUGUUCACCAGAAAUGGUUCUGCCAUUGAAGUAUCCGGCCCCAUUCAAGUGUCGGUCCCUCUCCCAGCUGACAAUCUUGUGACAAAGGCGAGAGACAUCCCAGCCUGGAAGUUUGACAGGAAGAUUGGUGAGUAG